Telopea speciosissima is the source of this 657-nucleotide messenger RNA. RefSeq lists its product as uncharacterized. NCBI's taxonomy places the organism in Eukaryota, Viridiplantae, Streptophyta, Magnoliopsida, Proteales, Proteaceae. The transcript has 3 exons. Bases 1 to 657 code for a protein of 218 amino acids. The record is from RefSeq and is a predicted model, not a curated record.
AUGGCUCCAUUUGAGGCUCAGUAUGGGAAGAAAUAUUGUACUCCAUUGUACUGGGACGAAGUAGGUGAGCAGCAUAUCCUUGGACCGAAAUUGAUCCAAGCAACCUAUGAGAAGGUAGACUUGAUCCGCGAGCGAAUCAAGGCUGCCCAGUCUAGGCAAAAGGCCUAUGCAGACCAAAGACAGAAGGAUCUAGAAUUCCUUAUUGGUGACAAGAUUGGACAUGUGGCUUAUCGGCUAGCGCUCCCACCAUCCUUGGAUGGCAUGCAAGAUGUCUUUCACGUGUCUAUGUUGCGAAAGUAUGUUCAUGACCCUAGCCAUGUUCUAUCCCAGGAACCACCAGAGCUGGCAGUAGAUAUGUCUUAUAAAGAACAACCUAAGAAGAAUUUGGACAGCAAGGUGGUGAAUCUCCACAAUAGACCUAUUUACUAUGUGAAAGUGAAGUGGUGCAACCACACAGAAGAAGAAGCCUCCUGGGAAGCCGAGGUGGAAAUACGAGCAAAGUACCCUUCCCUUGGAUUCCUACAAGGGGAUGGUUACUUGGCUAGCUUAGAGGUUCAGUCGGCGGAGUAUGAUAGUAUCGGCGCAGAGGAGCCUGAGUACGUGUCAGAGGAACACGGCGAUGGUUACCUCUGUGAUGGUUGUGCAUAUGGGCAUUGA